This is a messenger RNA of Arvicola amphibius (Eurasian water vole), 1533 nucleotides long. RefSeq names its product DNA nucleotidylexotransferase (gene Dntt). Gene Ontology annotation, molecular function: DNA binding; DNA nucleotidylexotransferase activity; DNA-directed DNA polymerase activity. Gene Ontology annotation, biological process: double-strand break repair via nonhomologous end joining. Gene Ontology annotation, cellular component: nucleus. The transcript is spliced from 11 exons. The record is from RefSeq and is a predicted model, not a curated record. NCBI's taxonomy places the organism in Eukaryota, Metazoa, Chordata, Mammalia, Rodentia, Cricetidae. Bases 1 to 1533 code for a protein of 510 amino acids.
AUGGAUCCACUGCAAGCAGCCCACCUGGGUCCUCGGAAGAAGAGGCCCAGGCAGACGGGCACCUCGGUGGCCACCACAUCGCACGACAUCAGGUUUCAAGACUUGGUCCUCUUCAUUUUGGAGAAGAGGAUGGGAACGACUCGAAGAGCCUUCCUCAUGGAGCUGGCCCGGAAGAAAGGGUUCAGGGUGGAGAGCGAGCUCAGUGAUUCUGUUACCCACAUUGUGGCAGAGAACAACUCCGGGUCGGAUGUCCUCGAGUGGCUCCAGCUACAGAACGUGCAAGCCAGCUCUGAGCUCGAACUCCUUGACGUCUCCUGGCUGAUUGAGUGCAUGGGAGCUGGGAAACCCGUGGAGAUGACGGGAAAGCAUCAACUUGUUGUGAGGAGAGAUUCUUCCCUGAGUCAUGCCCCAGACUCCCAGAACAUUCCACCACCAACUGAACAAAAGAUCUCCCAGUAUGCCUGCCAGAGAAAGACCACAUUAGACAACUGUAACCGAGUGUUCACGGAUGCCUUUGAUAUCCUGGCUGAAAAUUACGAGCUUAGAGAGAAUGAAGGCUCUUGUGUGACAUUCAUGAGAGCGUCUGCUGUACUGAAAUCGCUGCCAUUCCCCAUUAUCAGCAUGAAAGACACAGAGGGAAUUCCCUGCCUAGGGGACAAGGUGAAGUGUAUCAUAGAGGGAAUUAUUGAAGAUGGAGAAAGUUCUGAAGUUAACGCUGUGUUGAAUGAUGAACGAUACAAAUCCUUCAAACUCUUCACGUCUGUGUUUGGAGUGGGGCUGAAGACAGCUGAGAAAUGGUUCCAGAUGGGGUUCAGAACUCUCAGUAAAAUCAAGUCAGACAAAAGCCUGCGGUUUACACGAAUGCAGAAAGCAGGAUUCCUCUACUAUGAAGACCUUGUUAGCUGUGUGAACAGGGCAGAAGCAGAGGCCACCAGCGUGCUAGUCAAGGAGGCGGUUGCAGCAUUUCUCCCAGAUGCCUUGGUCACCAUGACUGGGGGGUUCCGCAGGGGUAAGAUGACUGGGCACGACGUAGACUUUCUAAUUACCAGCCCAGGAGCCACAGAGGAAGAAGAGCAGCAACUCCUGCAUAAAGUGACAGACUUAUGGGGGCAGCAGGGGUUGCUUUUGUACUGUGACCUCAUAGAGUCGACAUUCGAAAAGUUCAAGCUACCAAGCCGGAAGGUGGAUGCCCUUGACCACUUCCAGAAAUGCUUCCUGAUUUUGAAGCUACACCACCAGAGAGUGGGCAGUGGCAAGAGCAGCCAGCAGGAAGGAAAGGACUGGAAGGCCAUCCGUGUAGAUUUGGUCAUGUGCCCCUAUGACCGCCGGGCCUUCGCGCUGCUCGGAUGGACUGGCUCCAGGCAGUUUGAGAGAGACUUGCGGCGUUACGCCAGCCAUGAGCGGAAGAUGAUUCUGGACAACCACGCUCUGUAUGACAAGACCAAGAGGGUGUUUCUUGAAGCAGACAGUGAAGAAGAGAUCUUUGCCCACCUGGGAUUGGAUUACAUUGAACCAUGGGAAAGAAACGCCUAA